AUGGAUCACAUCGCGACACACGGGCGGGGAGAGGAGGCACCUCUAAGGACGCUGGGCAACGUCCGUCUGAGGGACGAGGCUACCAACGAAAUCAUCCUGAUCCCAAAGCCUUCUGCAGACCCAAGUGAUCCCCUGAACUGGCCACAAUGGUACAAAUACUACAUGGCGGGGUUGAUCUGCGUGGCCAUGAUGAUGUGCAAUUUUCUCGCGGCGGGCCCCUCAAUAGCUCUUCUAGAAACGGCGUUGGAGUUCUUCCCAGCCGCCGCCACGGACGAUGCUGCUCUCUCGCUCGCGAUCUCGCAGACUGCGUACUUUUUCACGACGACUGCGCUCCUCCAAGGCGUGGGGAACUUCUUCUGGGUGCCCAUGGCCAACAAGUAUGGCCGACGCCCAGUGUACGUCGCUAGCUACAGCAUCUACUUCGUGUGCACGAUAUGGCUCAUCUUUGACCACUCGUACGCCGGCUUCCUUGCCGGGCGGAUCUUGAUGGGAUUCGGAGCUGGCGCCGCAGAGACGAUUGCCCCUAUCUCCAUCGCUGAUGUCUUCUUCCUGCACGAAAGAGGAACCAUCAUGUCUCUGUAUACCUCAUUUCUGUCCGCUGGAGUUGGUUUUGGACUGGUGAUUUCUGGUCUCAUUACCAUCAACCAUGACUGGAGAGUGAUUUACCAGGUUUCCGCCGCGUUGAUUGGCGUCGUUCUCGCGCUCGCUUUCUUCACCUUCCCAGAGACAGCCUACGAGCGAGACGAAGCGAGCAACUGGAACCGAAUGGCAUCGAUUGACGCCAAUAAGCCCGGCUCGAUGGGCUCUGAGAGCGAACUGGCUCCCCGCUACGCGGACACGUCGAUUUCUCGCUCUCGAAAGACAUCUUACCUGUCGUCCCUGAAAAUCUUCCACAAAACCUUGACUGAGGAGAGCCUGCUGAAGCUGUUCCUCCGGCCCCUGGGUCUAAUUAUCCUCCCUCCUGUGUUGUGGGCAGCGUUGGUGCAGGCUGUGACUGUUGGCUUCCUCGUUGCUGUGUCCUCGAAUAUCGCUUCUGCCUUCAACACCGCGUAUGGAUUCGAUGCGUGGCAGAUCGGCUUGUGUUUCAUCGCCGGCAUCAUUGGAGCCGUGGCCGGCAUUCCGGCCGGCGGACACUUUGGAGACAAGGUUGCCGACAUGUUCACGCGGCGGAAUGGCGGCAUCAGGUAUCCAGAGAUGCGACUCCCCGCCAUGGCCAUCUCCAUGGUCACGACUCCUCUGGCCCUGGUGCUCUACGGCGUUGGAAUCGAGAACCAGCUGCACUGGAUCUGUCCCACCAUCGGGCUAGGACUCUUGACCUUCUCCAUCUCCCAGGGUACCAACAUCGCAACCGUGUACGUUAUCGACGCCUACCGACCAAUCACCGGAGAAGUGACUCUCUCGGUCAUGGGCUUCAAAUCACUCUUCGGCUUUCUUCUGUCCUUCUACACCAACACUUGGAUCGAGAAGUCAGGUUACGUGAAUGCGUUCGGGGCGAUGGCGGGUGUCGCGACUGCCGUACUGGUCAUGUGGGUGCCGCUAUUCGUUUGGGGCAAGACGAUACGACACGAGUCGUGGAGGUGGCCGAUCGUCUCGUAUAUCCAUUGGAGCGAGGACAGGGAGGUUGGAGAGUGA
Molecule: messenger RNA, 1632 nt
Organism: Colletotrichum karsti
Lineage: Eukaryota; Fungi; Ascomycota; Sordariomycetes; Glomerellales; Glomerellaceae
Exons: 7
Coding region: 1-1632 (543 amino acids)
Biological process (GO): transmembrane transport
Molecular function (GO): transmembrane transporter activity
Source: RefSeq, a predicted model, not a curated record